AUGCAGGAUUUCUUCGUCGGUGCCGCCGCCGUUAUUGCUGCCGCCGCCGCCGCGGCCGCCGUUGCCGGCGCCGCUUCCCUUUUCGCCGCUCCUGCCGCCGCCGUUGCCGCCCUCAUCGCCAGGAAAUACUACAUUAUGCUGAAUUUUUUCGACGGUGCUGCCGCCGUUGCCACUGUCGCCGCCGCCGUCGCCAGGAAAUACUGUACGUUACUCCUAUUUUAUUCAAAGAUAAGUUUGAGAGACAUUAUGCUGAAUUCCUUCGUCGGUACCGCCGCCGUUGCAGAUGCCGCCGCCCCUUUCGCCGCCGUCGCCGUCGCCUUCGCAACGGGUGCGGCUGCUGCCGCCGCCGUUGUCGCCCCCAUCACCAGGAAAUACUAUCCACAGAAUGACAAUAUGCUAAAUUUCCUCGCCGCUGUUGCCGCCCUCGCUGCUUACGCCGCCGCCGCCGUUGUCGACUUAGUUGCCGGCACAGACGCCUCUUUUGUCAGCAGUUUCGCUGCUGGUGCCGCCAUUGUCGCCGGUGCCACUGCUGUCGCCGCCGGUCACGUCCUCUUCCCCAGGAAAAACGUUGAGAAACGAAAGAAAAUGAUUGCAGAAUUGGAAAUAGAAACGAUGAGACAAACGCAAGUAAAGAAAUUGGAAAUAUCUACAGACAUGGCGCAGGCACAAGUCGCCAAACAAUGUCAUGAUUACGAUAAAGGAUCUACUUCGGUUGAACGUGAGCAAGUUUCGUUUGAAAACAGGAAUUUGAAAUACAUGUAUGACGCUUGUGAAUCGGGAGACAAAGACAAAUGUUUUGCAACUCAUGAAAAGUUCCCAGCUUUAUUAACAAAGAACAGUAGCGAAUGUCUUCUUCGCAUUGCUAAAUCUGGAAAUAAGGAUUGCUUUAUCGCUGUAGAAUCUGUGUUGCUCGAAAAACUAGGAGAGGAGCGUCAACAAUACAUUGCUAAUAUUGUAGAUGCGGAUAACGAAUCCAUGCUUCACAAGGCUUGUCGUUCUGGAAGUAGAGACAUGUAUUCAUACCUCUGUAAUACAUAUCCAUCUCUUGUUGCUUCUACAGACACCUCUACUCUCCUUCAGUUAACAUGUGAGCUAAACAAGGCUGACAUUAUGAGUUUACUCCUACCUUCCGUGAAAGAUGAGAAUGAUAUUGGCAAGUGCCUUACGCAGUAUACGUUGGAUGACCGUUGUAAAAAAGCUGUUGCUUUGGAGCUAAAACAGCGAUUAGCGGACAAAGUGAAAUUACAAGGUUCCUAUAGAAUUGAGCCAACAUUCAACAGUGUAGGAGAAGUGGUAUUCCUGGCUUAUGGAUCAAACGUUGUUCGUGGAAGAGUGGAGCAGUUCGCGGGGAUGAUAGUAUUAUUCAGAAACCCCAAAAACGUCAACGAUGAAGGAACUCGAGUAGCAAAUAGUGCGGAAAUGAGGUCAUUGGAAACAAACAACAGCAAGGGCAUUACAUAUGCUGCUUAUAAAGCAAUUGAGAUGCAUGGCACGCGUCUGAUGCAAUCACAUUCGAACAUCAAUGCCUUGGGAGUCUCGCAUUUGAAGUCCAGAAAAGAAGGCAAAGACUUGAAGCUGGCAGAAACAGCCCUUGUAGUUAUAUAUUGUAGCUCAAAAGGAUUAAGGCCAAUACAGGAAGAUGUAUUUCCGCAUCAGCUUUUGGUUGAUGGUAUUGCCGUUUUUACAGAUGUACGUAAAGGAUUCUUUGAAAUCGCACCACGUACCUAUUCAGCAAUACCAAGCUCACAUUUCCAUCCUAAACUAAAGAUGGGAUGCGAAUGCGACGUUGAAGAGGAUGGACAAAGUAGGGGUGGAACUAUUGGUCCGUUUGUGAAAAUACACAGCAGAAAGGAUGGUGUUCUCGACGGAUUUUUGACAUGCGCACAUGUUGCUUAUGGAUUCAAGGAAGUAGAAGAUAGUUAUAGCUAUGAUGAAAUCAACACUCCAACUCAACUGCAAGUCAACCAGCCUGCACUGAAUACCUUCAUGCCCUCAAAAAGCAUCAAUAUUGAUUCAAAGUGUGGUAGGACCUAUCGCGGCACAUACGGUGUAACAGUAGAUGGUGUGACUGUAGAUGCCGCAGUAGUAGCCGUCGAGAAUGACAGAAUGCCGUCAGGGGGAGAGUUCGCUUUUGUCCGAUAUAACCAGCUCGCUGAAAUAGGUUUCAAGACAUUUCCUGUAUUUGAUUCUGCUGACCAGGCAGAGCCAACAGCGAUAAUGAAUGAAGAGAUAGUAAAGUUCGGAGCUAUAACACACGCAACAAAAGGAGUGUAUGUAUCACUUGUCCACGUGAGAGAACCCAUUUCAGUAAGAAGAGCCGGACUUACUGGAUUGACAGACAGGCGUUUUGAAAUGAAAGGACAGCUUGAAAUCAGUAGUUGUGUGUCAAACGAGCCUUUCUUUGCUCUAGGUGAUUCUGGUUCAGGCGUGUUCGUCAAAAGAGGUGAUGACCUUCGGUGUUUGGGACUUGGUAUCGGCUGUUUGUCAAAUGGUUCGGCGGUUGUAACGCCAAUUAAACCGAUUCUCAAAGCACUCGGUGUCGAGCUAAUGCGCUUUACUGAGCCUGUGGACGACAGUCAGUGAUGGAGAUCAUUAAGACUGGAGUGCAUUGGGACGGAACAACCACUAACAGUGUAUCACUAAAUUAAAUCAGGACAGCAAUUGGAACAGGUGAGAGAACGUUGAGACGCUUGUUAAAUUGUACAGAUAUAAACGUACAUAACGUAACACCAGCGUUAGAGAGGUCUGCAAUGCGAUACAUAUAUUGAUUAUUUGCGCUGUAAAAUUUUAAUGAGAGAGAUUAUACAUGAAACCAUCUGGAUGAUUCGGUUUUGUUAUUCAACGAAAGCAUCAGAAAUACUUGAAGAGAGCUAUAAUGUCUUUUACAGAUGUUUAAUUUAUAGUUUGUAUACAUAAUAAGUAUUAAGUUGUUGUCUAUGUGUAUUUGUUAUUAAGAAACAAUAUUUUUAAAUCUGAGACGCAUCACAUCUGUGAUUUUGAAUUUUCUCUUGUGUUUUUAAUUGUCUUUUUUCAUGUUUGGGAUAAAUGUGUUUUGCAUAACAUAGUGUGUCGUGUACUAUUAUUAAUAACUCUACAUAGGUACAAUUAAUUCGCAAUCCGGAGCUCUCUACAAAUAUCGAUGUGUAAGUCCUGCAGAACUUGGAGAGACGGGUAUGGGGAUUUUUGCACCAUGUUAUCCUUGAACAAAAUUGUUUUAUAUGUUACUACUUCAAUACCAAUUUGUAUGCUGGUCUGAGCUGGUCUGCUGACCAAACAAGUAAAAGCCUAGUGUUUUGCUAAAAUAAUUCGAUGUUUGGCAAACAGUGGUAAAAUCAUUAAAGUAACAAAAAUGUAAACAAAGGCCUUGAUACAUAUGAAAAUUGAAUUAACAAAAUUGUUACAUACGUAUUAAAAAGUACAGGUUUUAUUUUUAAUAUUUCUAUAUUUGUAGAAUUGUUUAGUCUAUAAAUACUGGAUAGUUACACAGUUUGAAAUACACAUUGAUCUGCAUGUAGUGUAACUAAUUUUGACUCAUGAUGCCGUCACAUUAACAUCUUCGAUAUCUCAAGACAUUACGCUCUCUUACCUUUCCUGACUUCUGGAAUACGUCAUGACGACAUACAAGACCUUAUAAAUGGUAGAAAUAAAGAAGUCUGAUCUCUUGAUUGACAUCAAAAGAAUCGGACGGCACCGGUACGGUAACAGUGGCCGGCUAUAUAGUCGGGUAUCAACUUUUAAGGACAGUGACACCAAUCAAUAAGCUAAAGCUUGCUUUUGAUUCGUCAUGAUUUAUUCAAGAGUACAUAAGUGGAUGUGACCUCUAGAAUUUCGAGAAUUCACCAAAAAAGUCUACAAAGACGCGUUUCCUGACGCUUGGUGUAGAUGUCGAUGAUGAUAGCUAGGUAUGGUAAUUUGUAAAACAAAACGAAUUACAGUAUCAAGGAAUCAAUAGGGUUCAGCUGUACAAUUGCUUACGGGAACCUUUCUGAAGUCUGAGUAGCCAUGAUUACAGAUGUUCAAAUUCAAAAAUUCAAGAAUACAUUUUUUCAUAAAAGUGUAAAUGACAGAAAAGCAAACAACAAAUAUUCGCUUCUUUUUUUAAAGAAGAAAUUUAGAUAUCAGUUUGAAGACACUGAACUGGUUUCAUCACCAUACGAUAUAUAAAUAUAUGGGGGGGGGGGGGUCUUUGUUUCUUUGUAGGCUCUUUUCAAACAUAUAUUCCGGUUGUUGUUUUUUUAAUUUUCGUGGUUAUAUAAUACAAAGUCGUGUAUGCUAAGUGUUCUCAAUUUUCGUUGAGGAACGUUAGUGUGAAUGUAUUCCCUUUUUACUGUCAUAUGGUUUUGCAAUAUGUAUAAGUAUUAUAAAGUAUUAUGAUAUAUUUAUUGAUUUAGCAGAUGAUUUGUUUUCUGUUUUCUAAUGUGUUAAACUUUAAACUUUAAAGUGUAGAGUCAGCAAAAUAUGAAGUCAUAGCUAUCUAACGGAGAGGCGUAAAAAUACGCUUAAACGCGUUAUUAUGGCCUGGUUUCCAAUUGCUGAUAUAAAUCAGAAAAUGUCUACUCUGCCAGUUCAUCUGAAUUCCCAACUGGUUCUGGGUGGUAAACCGUCACGCUGUAAAGUGCAUUCGAAAUUUACCUAUACACUCGGGGUAAUAUUGCCUGGUAAGAUAUGAAAUAUAACGGUUUUUUUUGUGAAUAAAUAUAGUAGUAUAUAAGCAGUCCUGAUAAAUUGAUUUAUUUAUUUUUUCUUUUAAAGUAUGUGUUUCCACUUUUAUUUUUUUUUAAUUUUGUAUAUAUGAGUUUUUUUAGUUUUUUUUUUAAAUCCAGUUUGUUUGGUGUAUUUUGUCUAUGAUUCUAUAGCGCUAACAUCUCAAUCAUUUUCUUAAACCUCAAAUUCAUCACUUAUGAAUAAACAGUUUUUCUGAUGAAUUUAUUUCAACAUGAAUAAUAUUAUCUCAUACAUAUAUGAACUAAAACAAUUUUUUAUCAUCAACAUUUUACUUCUAGCGAAUUAACAUAUGACCGAAAAAUGAUUUCAAUAUUUACAAAUAUUUUCGAUCAUGAAGUGUUUUUCUUGAAUAGGCUUACAAAAUAAUAACAAAAGUUGUACGUACACGAUUGGGGUCCUGAUUUCAAUAAAACAAAAAAAGAGUAAUUUCUCAUAUGUUUAUUAAAUACAACGUGAAAAAGUUAUUAAUAGUAUCAGAAAUUGUACAUGCAUCAAUUAUUUUCAAAACCUGAUGCUGCAACAGAUACAAACAUAUAGUAAACACCUUCAACGUAUUUUUGGUUCAUUAAAUUGUUCCUGGGUUCUAUCUUUUCUAAGUUAUAUUCAGAAUAAAUAAUGGUUUGUUUUUAUGAAUGACGUUGAACUUGAUUAAUGUUUUUGUGUUGGCUUGUUUUGGGGUUCAAAAGGUUUCUGUAGGUUUCGUGCUUAUACUUAUCGAUACAUAGUCUUGUAUUUUAAAUGUUCUGAAUUUUCCGUCGAGGAAUGUUGGUGUGAAUUUAUUCGCUUUUUACCGUCAUAUGGUUUUGCAAUAUGUAUAAGUAUUAGAAAUAAUUAUAUAGCCGAUGAUUUGCUUUCUCUUUUCUAACGUGUUUGGUUUGUUUUGGUAAGAUUUUGUAUAAGUUUAACUUUACCCUGUUAAGUCAGCAAAAUAUGUAGUCAUAGUUAAUUACCGGCGAUAUAUCAAAUUACACUUAAAAGCGUUAUCAUGGCCUAGUUUCCAAUUGCGGAUAUUAAUUAUCUGCAAUCAUAGUGUUAAUAGACUUAGGUGCAUGGAUUUUAACACAUUAUAUAAAGGGGAUAUAACGGGGUCAGACAAUGCUUACCCUGGCAGUACAUCUGAAUUCCCAAUCGAUCCUGAGUGGUCAACUGGCAUGGUGGAUAGUGCAUUCAAAUUUCACCAAGACACUUGGGGUUAUAUUGCCUUGUCAGAUGUGAAAUAUAACGGUUAUUUUGUAAACAAAAUAUAUAAGCUGUCCCGAUAGAUCCAUUAAGUGUUUCCCCCUUUUUUUUCAUUUUUGUAUAUGAAUUGGGUUUUUGUUAUUUAAAUUUUGUGUGUGAUAUUUUUCUAUCUUGCUGUUGCUCUACCUUCUCCAAGAUUUUCGGAAACCACAAACUUAUUACUUAUGAAUAAACGGUGUUUUGUGAUAAUUUUAUUUCAACAUAAAUGAUACAAUCUCAUAUAUAAUAAUAAAAAAAAUAUCAUCAACAUAUUACAUCUAGGGAAUUUAAAAUUUUAAUAUUUACAAUUUAUUUUCAUCUGGUCGCUUUAGUCUCGAAUAUGCUUACGAAAAUACUCGGCAAAACUUGUUCAUCUUUGUUGUACAGCUAGCCAUGCUUUGAACGAUCGGGGUCCUGAUUUCAAUCUAAAAUAAUACAUUUAUCAUAUGUUUAAAAAAAAAAGUAAAAAAGGUGUUAAAUAAUAUCCAAAAUCGUACAUGCAAAAAUUAUUUUCAAAACCUUUUGCUGCAACGGAUACAAACAUGAAGUAAACAACGUUCUCUUUGUUCAUUAAAUUGUUCCUAGGUUAUGACAAUUUGAAAGGUAAAAACUUAUAAUCAAUGCAUACAAUGGAUUGUUUUUGUGAAUGACGUUGAACAUGAAUGUUAAUAUCUGAUAUCAACUAAUCCCUCUCCUGUGAAAUGUAAAUUAAAACAAAUUGUACAAAAAUAAACUAGUUUGCUACAGAU
Mizuhopecten yessoensis (Yesso scallop) is the source of this 6692-nucleotide messenger RNA. RefSeq lists its product as uncharacterized. The record is from RefSeq and is a predicted model, not a curated record. NCBI's taxonomy places the organism in Eukaryota, Metazoa, Mollusca, Bivalvia, Pectinida, Pectinidae. The transcript is spliced from 10 exons. Bases 1 to 2583 code for a protein of 860 amino acids.